This is a messenger RNA of Cyprinus carpio (common carp), 3129 nucleotides long. Its product is annotated as myelin protein zero-like 1 like. Gene Ontology annotation, cellular component: membrane; cell surface; focal adhesion. Lineage: Eukaryota; Metazoa; Chordata; Actinopteri; Cypriniformes; Cyprinidae. The record is from RefSeq and is a predicted model, not a curated record.
UCAGUGUACCGGUGACUCGAGAACCGCUGUAGUUCAGCUGCUCGUGCUCGUCGGUUCUCUCGCUCUGCUGUGUGUUUCAGUGCUGUUGGAGUAUAACAGGAGUAUCAUAUACUCCGGGAUAGUGGUUCAUUUCGAGUCGCAAGGCAUGUCUAAAAGUGAGAAACUUUAGAAAACUGUGGAUCAGCGCUGACUCGAUACGAACUGUUUUGAACGAUUCAGUCCGGUUUGGUGAAUCGGUUCGACCGGACUAUUGAAUCGAACGAUUCGUUCGCGAACCGGACAUCACUAGUAAAUAAACGCCGAGGCUCCGGAACACGGACGAUAUUUAAUGAAAAUCUAAAGGAUGGAAAUAAGGCUUCCGAGUUUCACACACAAUCAUGUUGUAUUGUGUGUCUCCGCGGUGUUUGUUUUCGCAGGCGUGUCAGCGAUAGACGUGUUCACUCCGGGCGAGGUGUUUGUGGAGAACGGGACCACGGCGACUCUGUCCUGCAGCUUCAAGUCUAGAGAAGUGAUCAGCAGCUCGGCGUCCGUCACCUGGUCUUUCCUUCCGGAGGGAGAAGCCGGAGCGUUCACUUCAAUCUUCUAUUACACCGCUGGGAAGCAGUUUCCGGGCUCCGUGCCGCAGUUUAAGUCCCGUGUGGAAUGGGCCGGAGACAUGAACAAGAAGGACGGGUCGAUCCGCGUGAUCCAGAUGCAGUUCAAGGACAACGGGACGUUCAGCUGCGACGUGAAGAACCCUCCGGACAUCUCCGGACAGAUGUCCUUCAUUAAAGUCAGGGUGGUCAUGAAAGAGGCUCUUCCUCAGACCAGCGCGGCGGUGAUCGUGGGCGGCGUGAUCGGAGCCGUCAUCGGCAUCAUCAUCAUCGCUGUGGUCACCUACCUGAUCAUCAGACGACGGGAGCACAGUCACGUCUACGAAGGCUGCACCUCGUUAGAGAGUGUGAGCUCACAGAACACUCGGGUGGGGAAGAAAGCGGAGUCUAGCAACGACAACUCGCGCUGCUCCAGCCCCUCCGCCCCCGUACAGGGGCCGGUGAUUUACGCCCAGCUCGAUCACUCCGGCAGCAAGAACUCCUUCCACAAGAUGGAGCCGGUGGUGUACGCAGACAUCCGCAAGAACUAGAGCGCCUCGGCAUGUGCAUCUCUUCUUCACGUCAUUCAGAGGUCCUGUGAGACUGGCGUGAUCGGUCAGACGGGUGGGUUAGUACUGGACUGAUGACGGCACGUGACCACAGACUCUUUCUUCUGUUUCUGUGUCUGUUUUUAUGUCAAUGUGAGUUUCUAGAAUAAAAUAACGCAGCUGUAGAUGACGGAUCUCACACGUCUCACCACUCAAACUAUAUAGACGUUGCAUAGAGAGAAUGUUUUUUUUUAUGACGUUAUUGUCAUGAUACGAUCACCCCCAAUCCUCAUGAAUGCAGAAAGUCUCAUUAGAUCCUCAUUACUGGAGUACAGUACUCUUUUACUGUAUUAAAUUCAAAAAUACUGUUUUUUGUUACAUUUAAAUCAACAUAAGUACUAUCAUGAUGCAUGAAUAUUUUGCCAUUGAAGUAAUAUAUUUUGAUUUUACAUAAUGAUCAUGAGAUUUUAUGGGAAAGUGUGCCAAUUUUUGCUUUGUCAUUAAUAUCAAUUAUUAUUUUCUUAAGUUAAUGACCAAGUUACUUUUUAUAUUUUUUUGUAAGCAUCCAUGUCACAUUUCACCACAAAAUCAAUCAAACAAAGAAAUUAUAUUCUCAUUACUGCAUUAAAUUAUAAUAUUACUGUAAUACAUUUUUUUUUAAUUAACGAAAAAAAAAACAUAAAUAUUUUUCAAUUUAAGUAAUAUAUUUUGCAUAUUGAUCAUGAGAAUUAUUUUUAUUUUUAAAUGGUCAAGAAUCUAUUUUUAUGCACAUUUCACCACCAAAUCAAAAUUUGUUUUGUGAAGAGAAAAUGAAGCCUAUUAGACCAGAGGCUCUUUCACAAAGAAAUUCUGGAAAAUACACCGAUAAUGUGUCCUGUGAUUUGUCCAAGGAUCGUUUGAUUUAGUGAUUUUCCAGAAUCUGUGUGUGCAUUCACACACAUCCCGUAAAGAUAAUUAAGAACCCUCGAUUUCAUAACUGUAAUAGUUUUUAAUCAACAUUUCAAAAUGCCAUUAUGUAUAAAUACUUUAAAUUUACAUUACAUAUUAUUUUUGCAUUAUGAGAAUUUGCAUUGUGAUGUUAUUGUGUUUUUUUACAUUAAUUGUCCCAAAGAGAAGUAGAAUGUUUGGAUGUGAGACUCCAGUUUGUGUGGUGAGACGUGAUCCGCAUGCGUUCGUGAGAUCGACUGCAGCGUCUGCGCCGGUCUGGCUGCGUCUGCAUGUAACUGACGUUCUAACCACUGUCAGAUCAAGUACACUACAGUCCAGUAUUAUACAGUACUGGUUGUGUCAAAGCAGCUUUACAGUGUCAAACGGGAAAAGAGUUUGUCAAUGAUGCAAGAAGACACACUCCAAAACACUCCAGAAGCUGCCAAACGGAGGAGGACUGUUUGCACGUCUCAAUGGUUAGACUAGUUAGCUUGUUAACAAGACCGCACUAAUCCUGUUAGCAUAGGUGUGUAGAAAUUCCUAGUCUUCAGUGAUAGUUUAGUCAACUCGACUGUAUGUUCUGCAUUUAAUGCAUGUCUGCCAUUUGAGUUCAAACACUCCACUUUUAAGUCUUAAGUUUUUACAAAAAAUCUUCUUAUGUACAUUUCAUGUGUCAUAACUUAAGUUUUGUUUUUAUUUCUGACACUUUUGAACACUAUUGAGACCAAAAUGUGCUGUGAUUGACGGAUCAUUCCUUUGCGUUUCUGAUGCUGGAGUCCUGUUUUAUUUUGUUUUUUGCCUAGAUGACGAUUAUUUUUUGUACUGCACAUUCCAUGAUGCCUGUCGGUACUGGUUUGAUUCUGUUACUGCGGUUGCAAAUCCUGCGCUGUUUCUGAUUCAGACUGCAGCACUAUUGCGUCACAUGAUCAUGUUAACUGGAACACUGUGGAUGAGAGUGCCUUCAUCGACUAAUGCCUGUUUCACACUUCCUGUGUUUUCUUGUUUUAUUUGCUUUUUGUAUAUGAACACAGUCAUAUCUGUCUAAUUUUAUACAUACAUAUAUAAAAAUAUAUCAAACUGAA